Molecule: messenger RNA, 1584 nt
Organism: Sitophilus oryzae (rice weevil)
Lineage: Eukaryota; Metazoa; Arthropoda; Insecta; Coleoptera; Curculionidae
Product: transmembrane protein 53
Exons: 7
Coding region: 215-1195 (326 amino acids)
Molecular function (GO): serine hydrolase activity
Source: RefSeq, a predicted model, not a curated record
UCACGUGAACUAAUCGUGAUAUCCUCCACCUCCAACACACGAUUUGACAACGACAACUUUAUUUAGAUUGAGUGGGGUAAGGGGGAUUGUAAAUUUAUUCACAAAUUCAGAGACAAAUUUAUUAAACUAUAAAGUUCAUGUUUUCCUAUAUAUUUGUUCCAAUAACCUAUAAUUGUCAAUUCAAGGAAGAUUGUUCAUAGAUAACUGUGGAAAAAUGGCUCUAUCCCAAAUGUCUCGCUGCAUCAGGCUGGGCCUCCAACGAUUAAACCAAGGAAAUAAUAUAAAAAACUCACAAAAAGUUUUAUUGGGCUUUAUGAUUAUGCCGGUUCGUAACAUAUCUUGCCUGGAAGUAUCAAAGAACAUGUCAAUUCUGUCGCACGAAAAGAAGAACACAUCCGUUACCGACUUUAAGCUUGAUCAACUGCAAGAAAAUCCACUGGUUAUUUUACUUGCUUGGAUGAUGGCUAGCAAAAAACACACUCUCAAGUAUGCCGAUAUAUGGAUUCAAAAAGGAUUCGAUGUCCUAACUAUAAACGUUAAUCCCUGGCAAUUUUUGUGGCCUGUGAAAGGAACCCAGGUUGUUGCUGCUGAUAUUCUGAAAUUCCUAGAGCAAAAUAAAACAUACUCUCCACUUAUGCUGCAUGGUUUUUCUGUAGGUGGAUAUUUGUGGGGAGAGGUCAUGGUACAAAUGGCACAUAAUAUGGACAGGUAUCAGCAUAUUUUGGAUAGGAUAGUCGGACAAGUCUGGGAUAGUGCGGCAGAUGUCACAGAGAUUCAUAAAGGUGUACCACCAGCAGUAUUUCCUAAAAACAAAAUGAUGGCUAGAGCUCUUGGUAAAUAUAUGCUGUAUCAUUUAAAGACCUUCGACAAAGUUGCAACCAGACACUACAUCAGGUCCAGUCAAAUGUUCCACACUACUUUAGUACAUGCUCCUGCUCUGUUUUUACUAAGUAAGACUGAUACAAUUGGCACCGAGAGUUCGAAUCGUCGCGUUAAAGAUAAUUGGGAAAGCAUGGGAAUUCCGGUGGACUGGAAGAUUUUUGAAAAAUCUCCUCACGUGGGACAUUUCAGAAAAUAUCCUAAAGAAUACACAAAUCAGCUUCAUUCAUUUUUGGACACUAUUGAUAUUUCCAAAGGAAAACUCAAACAAAAGGAAUCGGAAGAAAAUGUGAAUAAAAUUAAAGUGAAACAAUAAUCUCUUUCAGAAUUUGGAACCUUUGAAGCAAAAUCAUGGUACAAAAUUUUUUAAGUCUAAAGUCUAAAAUUAUCUGGAUAUUUGUCUCUUAUUUUUUUAUAUAUUAAUUGCUUUUUUAAGAUGUUAGUUUUUGUCAACUAAUUUUUACAUAUCCUGUAGUGGAAUAUUUGCGUCUCCAUAGGUAAUUGAGUUAUAAUAGUCUGUGAUAAAACUGGAUUGAAUUGCAAUAUUCUUAUAAUUGGCUUCACCUCAGUAAUAUAUUUUUAUUAUGAUGUGUAUUAAAAUCAAAACGUACAUAUAUAAAAAAAUAUAGAUUAAGUGUAUAAAUGAAAGCUUCAUUUUAAUGUUUAAGGUGUUUUCAUAUUUUGUAAAUAAAUUAGGUGUUUUGA